AUGAGAAGCGGUCUAAGCGCUUGGAUUGGUCAGUUUGCUUGUCUCUCCCAGCUGCAACGACGGCGACCAGCAGGGAUGGCUUCCGAAAUGGAACAAAUGAACUAUCAGUCCAGGAUGCAUGCAUUCGAAGAGAUCCUGGACUCAUCGUCGGCACUUCGUGUCGUUGACGUCCUUCAACUUCGGGCUCUAUCACUACAGGGAAUACCCGAGCAUCCGGUCUGGAUGAGAUCAAGGAUAUGGCGUCUGCUCUUGGGCGCUCUUCCUCCAGAAAAGGACAAGUGGGAAGAAACAGCAAACAAAUCUCGAAUGCGUUACUAUGACGUAGCCGCACAGCUUCUUGCACCUAUUCAAACAGCUCCUUCGCCCGAAUAUCCACUAAAUGCGCGCGAUAAGCUGCUGGACACGAUUGCCAAAGAUGUAGAUCGCACACAGCCUCGUAUUCCGUUUUUCAGACAACCUAUCGACCCCCUCCAAAUAUGGCCUAAACCCGCACCGUCGACCUCUGGCUCGGAGCCUGAGCUUCUCGAACUGGCUAUAGUUCAACGCGUUGUCCGGUUUGGCAACAGCGCUCCGCCGCCCGCCCCACGCACACCCGAAAUCAGGGUCAUGGAAGUGGCGCCCCCAUCCACGAACGAAGAAGACAACGAUGGAACACAUGAUUCAAACACUGAUGAAAAUACCACAAAUACCAAUUCGAAGGAAAACAAUACCAACGCCGACUCUGACGAAGACUCUGACGACAAGCCCUUGGCUUUCAAGGCCGGUGGCCGUUCUUCACUCGGUUUGAGUCUCAACGGACUUUCCCCAAAUGUAUCACCUCGGCCUCCCACACUCCAGCUUAACGGGCAUUCCGAACCUGAUAACGACGACGACGCCAAGACUCAUGCCCAUAUUCUCUUACGGAUUCUAUACGUUUAUUCUCUACUGCACCCACACCAUCCCUACACCCAAGGACUUAACGAACUCCUUGCGCCAUUAUAUUAUGCAGUGUUUGAAGGUAGGUCGGCCAGUUUGCGGUCCUAUGGAUUUGGUGUGAAACACGAAGAAAUGGUCGAGGAAGCGGCGAUCCGGGCUGCAGGAGGGCAGAUCCAUGGACGUAGCCAAGCCUAUCCGCCUGAAGAUGAAGAGGAUGACUCGACACAACAUAUCGAAGCUGACACGUUCUGGCUCUUUGUCGAACUCAUGGGCGAGCUGGGAAGUAUUGUUGGGGAUCCAGGUGACUGGUCUUUACCUCCUGUUGCCUCUGGGAGUGGAGAGGGAUGCGAGACUGUGGGAGGAUAUGGUCAAGAAAUCGCUGGACCCAAAAUUACCCUAUUUCUCGUAGACCUUCCCUUGGCAGCCCUUCUCCCGACCUGGGAUACUCUCUUUGCACAGGACCCGAGCACACCAGAAACCAAUCCCAAAAUCGAAUUCCUCGUCAAUGUGUGUGUUGCGCUCUUGCUAGGUGUUCGCGAUAAGCUUGUCAGGGCCGGGAACAAACGUGGCGGUGUCGGACUAUGGGGCGAAGAAGAGGAAGAGGAUGAUGAUGUCCCUCUAAGCAUGAUUCAACCCCAGCCUCUCAGUCCCAACACGCUGCCAAUGAACGAUGCAUUUGUACAGGGUAUGCUUCUGUUGCAACGCUAUCCUCUCGAAUCAGUUGGGUUGGCGUGGGUGAUCAACAAAGCUUUCGAAUUAGGAGCGAAGCGGGCUGCUGGGUUUGGAAUUAUCGAACAGAAUAAUCCGAAUGGCGCCGGGUGGGGAGCCGGGGCAUGGGACGUAGCUGCUGCUAUGCGCAACCGUGUUGCGGGAUGGAGGUCCGUCUCUGGCGGCUCGGUCCCUGCAUCUAUACCUGGGCCCGAGUCUGAAGACGCAGCACCCGCUGCCUCCGUUCCCGAAGUUCUCGUUUCACCACCACCAGGCGCACCAUCUCUUGCAUCAGUUGGCGGAAAAAUCCGACAGUAUACCGAGACAUUCAAACAGAGCGAUGCGGCAGCGUCCCUGAGCAAAGCAUCAACUAAUUGGAGCCUGGCAGUCAUGUCUGCUUGGAAUCGGAGUGGCGGUACCCAAGAAUCGCAACAACCAUCCGAGGAAGCACCCUCUCCGCCGCCCAAAGAGAGUAGCCGAGGACACGGUAGAAGUGGUAGCUGGGCUGGAUGGGGAGCUAUGGCGAUGGCUGCUGCUAAACAACGCGCCGCCGCUAUAACCAAGGCGCGCCCGGCAGACAUUCCUGAGUCGGUAGCUGAAGAACCCCUCGAGGAGCGGCCAACGCAUAUCAGGACAGAUAGCAGGAAAUGGGAACCUCAGGAUCGAGAGCGUCAACCAGGUGAUAGGAGUCAAUCUCUCAGUCCGACUGCUUUGGCUAAAGUUAUGGCUACGACACAACCUUUUGUUCCUCAACCCCGUGCCACAACGUAUUCUCAUCUGCCAGCUCCGAUGCCUCGAUCUGCACAGGAUCCUCCUUCGGACUAUGAACCGCCUCCGCGCCCCGCGGUAUUCAAGAACCCGAGGGACAGCUGGCUCCCCACACCCAAUAGGUUGGACACUCCUGGUUCGCAGGAAGACGACGCCAACCAUGCACCAGCUCCAAGUCCCAACCAUCGGUUCACAAUGACCUUGCCCGGGUGGAGUGCUAUGCCUCCUCCAGCUUCACCAUCGCACUCAUCUACUGCAAAGAAAACGACCGGUCCCAAGCCUCUACUACUAGGCAAGACGCGCCAGACGACCACCAACACAUCGCGCUUUAGCCGUAUGUCGAGACAAAGCUCUAUUUCGUCUUCAACUGGCAGUCAUCGUGAAUGGGAGCUCAUGACUUCACUUAGCCCACGUUCUGACUCGGGUUCGAUGAUCGGACGCCCAGAUUCUGGGUCAUUUGCAGGGAGGUCAAGAAGGUCUAUGGGAACUGCAUCAAUGCCUGCUAGCGCAGCCGGUUCACUUGCGCCCAGCGAGGACGAAGCUGUUGUUGUUGGACUUGGACUCAGGAAUGCUUCGUCUGACCAAGGCAGUCCACCACUUAUUGUCCCGCGUGAACGACCGACCUCUAGAGAAUUAAAGAGGACCAGCUCUCCAUUGAGUCUAAGUGUCGGAACAGGCUCCGACUCGCCCAAAAGUUGGCAACUUGCCGAUGGGCCAGUCACUGCUGAGCCUGCGCCCGUACGCAAAUGGGAACUAACGGACGGUCCUGUGGAACCCAAAGCCAAGGCAGAGACUCUGCCUGCACAGCUGGACCCUGAAACUAUCGCUCGUUCAAUAGUGCACAGAUACGAAUUGACUGACGGCCCCGCUCCAAACAAAACGCUCAGCCUAGGAGUGGCGUCUAUCAUGCAUGAAUCUCCGGCUGAAUCACCUGUUGUUCCUCCCGCGCCGCGUAAAUGGGAGCUAUCAGAUAAUCCUGUACCACGUAUUCAGCCCCAAGCCCCAGCCCUCACAGCCGAUUCAGAUGCCGCCGACUCCCCAAUUUUGGCACCCGGUGAAACUCGCAAAGGCUGGCCUAAACGCUCGUCCUCUAAUCGCCCCGCAAACUUGAACAUCCGUACCAAGAGUCGACCGCUGAGUACUGCAACCAUCACCCCCUCUGGAGACAGCUUGCACACCCCACUACCAGAGAAGGAUUUAGUCACUCCCACCUCGGCUACCAGUAUACCUUACUUGGGCUCCCCUUCACCAGGAGCGACCGAAACACCAUUGCCUCAAACUGAAGAACGCACCCCUCGGCGGAAAAAGCAAACCCAGACAGAGCGAAAAACCAAAGCCGGAAAAGGUGCACGUACUCCCGAGGUGAUGAGCGAAGAGGAUGGCGUGAAAGCAGAUGCUGAGGAUGGGGAGGAUUUUGACGAGUUUUUGAGCUCGUAUGAGACUGAGACGGAUGAUCCCGCUGGGCAGGCCCGAUGA
Molecule: messenger RNA, 3867 nt
Organism: Rhizoctonia solani
Lineage: Eukaryota; Fungi; Basidiomycota; Agaricomycetes; Cantharellales; Ceratobasidiaceae
Product: Rab-GTPase-TBC domain protein
Exons: 11
Coding region: 1-3867 (1288 amino acids)
Biological process (GO): activation of GTPase activity
Molecular function (GO): GTPase activator activity
Source: RefSeq, a predicted model, not a curated record